Messenger RNA from Tuber aestivum (summer truffle), 3164 nucleotides. NCBI's taxonomy places the organism in Eukaryota, Fungi, Ascomycota, Pezizomycetes, Pezizales, Tuberaceae. The record is from the annotation of a GenBank genome assembly.
UUUGAGAUAUAUAUUAGAUACAGUUGCUAUCUUACGGAAUAUAUGAAGCAAUGCGAUUUGGCGUUGCUCGUAGGAGUGUGAUGCUUCUGUUGGAGCUGCCUGCGGGCACUAUGCAUGACAUGGGGGUGAAUGGUAUUUAAAUGUCCAAGGGUCCCCCGCCUAGUUUUACGCCCCCGAUACUUGAUGGCAAGUCAAGCAGCCCCCUACCUCUCGGAUAAAUCGCGAUGAUAGAGCACAAUUACGUGGUCUCCCUCGGCUCGGAAGGGAGUCUAGAGGAGGGGGGGAAUGAGCGGCGCGAUAUGGUGCCAUGUCCGGAUCACUCCGCCGGAAGGUGGAAGUAAAUGGGAGGAAAAUCCAUAAUAUGUAAAUAUUAGAGCAUGAAGCCCCCUUCGGGGCAGUCAACGCGUGCACCUAGAUUCACCUCUAUCGAAGAGCGUCGCCCUGCUCCUUCUCUACCAAGCCAACCACCAUCUGCACGAAUUCCUCAAUUUCUUCAUUACCCUCCUCCCGAAGCUUCCGGAGCUUUUCAAUAGCGGCUUUAGUUUCAUGCUCUUCCGUCCAUUCCCGCUCGCGGGUUUCGUAUCCUCCUCCUCUGCCACCCCCUCCUCUUCCUCCUCUACCUCUGCCCCUGCCACCACUGCGACUACGGUAAUUUGAGUUACGGCUGUGUGUGGGCUUCUGGGUUGCGGCGUGAAUUGAGAGGAGGUGCUUUCGGAGUGUGGGGGUUAAAGGUGUUGUUAACAGUGGAGAGAAAGGGUCUUUGUCUUCGGGUCGCGCCUCGGGAAUGGUGGGGGUAGCGGCGGGAGGUUCUGGCGGCGGUAAAGCUGGUGAAGGAUUUGCUUCAUGUUCGGCUUUGUGCGGCUUGUAGCAUGUGAGGGAGCAGCUAAAUGCGUUAGUAUGUGUUUAAGUGCGGAAGAAGGGAGGGAUUGGGUUGGGGGGUAUACUAUGGAGCUCUACAAGUAGGGCAUUUGUAUUUCGACUCAGCUUCCUGACAGAUCCUGCACACUGUCAUGUUGUGUGGUUGAAGAGUUUAUGUGGUGUUUGUUGGUGGUUGAGGCUUCUUGGGCAGCUUCUCGGUUGCCAUCGCUUACAAAUUUCGUCAUAGGUUACCCUUCGUCGGAAACUUCUUCGCCCCACUACUCGAGUAAACCAAACAGUCUCACCAUAGCGACCGCUUACCGAAACAAACGAUAAACGAACGGCCAUGUCUUCACGAACGCUUCUCACAAGACUGUUCCUCCAAUCCCGACCUCACUUUGCCCUCCUCCCACCUGUGCGCCAAUUCCACACCCUCUACCGCCCCACCGUCCCACGCACAACCCACAUCCUCCGAACACCCAAGCGCACACUCUUCAUACAAACCGAGUCGACGCCCAACCCAUCUGCCCUGAAAUUCGUUCCCGGUCUCCCGGUCCUACCGGAGGGCUGCCAGUCACAAGAGUACAUUGACGGCCGCGAGACCCACAACUCCCCGCUUGCUCGGAAGUUAUUUGCCGUUGAUGGAGUUCGUAGCGUAUUCUACGGGCCGGACUUCAUCACCAUUACUAAGGAUGAGGAGACACAGUGGGCUUUUUUGAAGGCGGAGGUUUAUAGCCUUAUCACUGAGGCGUUGAACAGUGGGGAGCCGGUUGUGCUUGACGGCACUGCGGAGAGCAGCGAUACAAAGAGGGAGGAGGGGGAUUCAGAGGUGGUUGGGAUGAUUAAGGAGCUGUUGGAGACGAGGAUUCGACCGGCGAUUCAAGAGGGUGGGUAUUACUUUGCUUCUUUAGGCGCGAGUAGACUGGUACUAAUGUACAUGAAUGAACAGACGGCGGAGACAUCGAAUACCGCGGCUUUGAGAACGGCGUUGUUAAGUUGAAACUUAGGGGCGCCUGUAGAACAUGUGAUUCUUCGACAGUAACAUUAAAGAAUGGAAUUGAAUCUAUGCUUAUGCAUUAUGUGCCUCCCCUUCUUUCCUCCUCCUCCCCUCCUAAUUGUAUUCAUGCUAACCAACCAAACAGAUCGAAGAGGUCCAAUCAGUCGAGCAAAUAAUGGAUCCAGAAGAAGAAGUAGCUGCCCGUGAAUUUGAAAAGUUUGAAGAAAAACUCAGGAAAGUUAAGGGGCCAGAGGCAAUCGCUAGCACUGGGAAGGGAGGGCUAGAUAGCGCAGAGGCGUGAAGGGCGGGAUUUUUUACUGCCUUUCCCCCCUUCUCCUUUCCCCUUUCUCCUUGCGAAUGCAACUGUAUAGGCUUUUGAGGGUUGGUCUGUUUUUUCUUUUUUCUUUGCUCUUUGCAUAGGCUCUUGGGAAUAGACAUUUUGGACUUUGGGCGUGAGAUGCGAUCAUGGUAUAUCACUCUUGAUAGAAACUGUGUUGUGUCGAAAUUGUUGGUUUAGUGUGAAAGCAUGUCCGGCCUGCUACCAUAUCUCAAGGCCCUUCUUCGGGAGUUGUCUAAAAGUACGUAGAUAGAUACUGAACUCUCUCACCGCUGCCAGUAGGACUGCGGCUGGUAAAUUUUCAUGAAGAGAAACAACCAGCAUAAUAAAGGGGAGAGCGGACAGGAGGAGUACCAUACAGUACUCGAGUACAGUAUAGUGAACAACCCUACCAACUUCGAUGUUUGCCUCUAGAUUUUUGGUGUACCGCUCGCCCUCGCCGCUUGUGUUUGUUGCCACUCAUAGCGUGUUAAUAUCAGGCACUAGCCUGACACAUGCAAUAGGAACUACAUGGGAGUGUGUAAGUUGUAAACUUUCCCCGCCUUUUAGAACACUUCAUGCUAGCGGCACUUGAUUGGCUGGGGAUGCUGUACCUCGCUGGCCUCCUGCCUAGUCAGCUGAUUCCCACUAUAAUCUCCAAUCCUGUGGUAUGGGUCGUUUGUCUCAGUCCGUAGUGAAAUAUAGGCUAUUUGAACCACUUAACCUGUUUACAGUUUUGUACAGAAAGACAAUAUAUGAUGGUAAAGGCAUUUAGGGUACUCAGAAUGGCAAUUUGAGGGAGGAAAGAGGAGUAGAGGAGAAUGCUAGGAUUGAAGAUGAAAUAGCGGCCCAGGGAGAAAUACUGGAGAUUGAAUUUGACUACCAUGGUUAAAGGUUAACUUGUUCUGCUUGUUCUGUUUAACUCAAUUCGCGUAGGAUAUUACCUGCUCUGUGUUACCUAAAGAUUUUAUAGUCUACUUGGGUAGCUGAAUU